Molecule: messenger RNA, 1299 nt
Organism: Closterium sp. Yama58-4
Lineage: Eukaryota; Viridiplantae; Streptophyta; Zygnematophyceae; Desmidiales; Closteriaceae
Source: the annotation of a GenBank genome assembly
AUGAUGCGAGGAGGGAAGGGCUAUGUGUCCAUGGCCGAUGUGCUCGACUUCAAGACUCUGCCGCCCGCUCUCAUCCGAACCAUCGAUCUGCGGCACUUUGCCGCCCGGUUCUGCCACUGUGACGUGGCACCCGCCUGCUAUGAUGGCGCGUGUCGGCAGCUGACUCACGGGCGGCACCACGACCCCACUCACGUAAGCCUCAAGGAUCUGGUGGCAGCAGUGGGGGAGAAAGAGCCAGCAGUGCCGGCGUUUGCCCACAUCAACUUGAAGCACAAUCGCAACGAGCCCGUGCCGCUCAACAUUUAUGCCACCCUGGGGGAAUUAUCCCCCGCCAGGGACAGCAAGGUGCUGGCCUUCCCAUCGCUCUUCCAUCCUCGCAUCGCAGACAUAAACCUUGAGUGGGACGACCGUGUGCAAGCAAUCAGAGAGGCACCUGUGUCGAUGCCCUUCACGCCCCCUAUAAUGGAUCUGGCCCGGGACUUUAUUUACAACAGCAUAGGCAGACCCUUCGGCUGCAUGCAAGUGCGGGGCACUGAUGGCAUGUUCGUCAAGGCGCUAAAAAACACUCUCAAGGAUGCGGAAGCGACGCUAAAAGAAAUGCUUAAGCGCAACCCGAAAGCCCACGCCCCUCCCCUCAAGUUCCCGCUCUUCCUCAUGACCGACAUUCCCAAGGCCUCGUGGAAAGGAACCUUCCUCGAGCACCUCGGGAAAUUUCCUGUGGAACUUUUCACUGUAGACGGGAUUAUGGAUCGGAUUAAUGCGGCGGCGCGGACGAUUUUAACAGAGGAGAUUGGGUUGUAUGCUAACAGGGGACAGCCGUACCUGACUGGUAACGGGGUUGCUAGUAUGGGGGGUAGCAGUGGUGUUGCUGGGAGUGGUGGUGGUAGUGGGGGAACAGGAGGCCACCAAGAAGGCGCAGACUGGACGAUUGGACCGCAGACUCCUGUGAGACCAAGAAGGCGCAGACUGGCAGUGGCAGGGGGAGAGGAGGGGGAGAGACUGGAGGAAGGAGAGGGCAAUAGAUUCACACAGGGGCUAGUAGAGUGCAGACAGGACGAAUUGGAGGAUCGGAUAAAAAGGCGGAGAUUAGCAGAGGGGGGAGGAGAGGAAGGGGGAAAGAGAGCGGAAGAGCUUGAGGAUAUAGUGCUGUUUGUGGAGCAGGCCAUCUGCUGCCAUGCGACUCUGGGCACGUUCACCACGUUCAAGUCCACUGCUGGUAGCCUCGUGCAUGCUCUGAGGAGGGCGGGAAAUUGUGUGAUAGAGGAGGAAGCUUUUAAGCAGCAUGGGGGGAGAAGAUGA